Adineta ricciae is the source of this 915-nucleotide messenger RNA. The record is from the annotation of a GenBank genome assembly. Lineage: Eukaryota; Metazoa; Rotifera; Eurotatoria; Adinetida; Adinetidae.
AUGACAUUAUCAUCAACAAAUCUUCAUCAAUUCGAAUUAUUAUCCAAUCGAUCUUAUCGAAACUUCUACCUCAGACAACACUUUAUUGAUGUAUUAAACAUAUCUCAUUCAUCAUUAAUACAAUCGAUGGUUGAAAAGCAUCAAUUACUAACGAAUUUAGAAGAAAUUCGAACUCGUCGGCGCCGACGAACAAUUACUUCGUCAUCUCUGUUAACAGUCCCAAUUCGAACAGUACAACCAACAGGUUGUUUAUCUAUAAAUUCGAAUAAGAUUCAAUCCACAUUUUCAUGGUCUGAUGCGAUCGACGGUUUCUCGUCGAUCGAACUCGUUUAUCACGUCAAUACGAACCAAAUAUCCAAGUCGUCCAUACCGUUGCGAAUCGUCGUGAAACAAUCGGACGAUUUGCGCGAAGUGUUCGCGCUGGAUACUAAUUUAGAAUAUGAUUCCGUGCGCGAAUUUUAUUUUCUUAAUAUUUAUGAUUACCUUCGACAAAUCAAACGAUCCAAUCUAAUUAUCGAAAGCAUUCUUUCUGAUCAAACGUGCUCUACAUCACAUUCGUAUUUAAUCCUAUCAUCAUUUCGUUCGAAUCAUCUAUCUUUUCACGAAGAAACGAAAUGUAAAUUAAAAUCUAUUCAAAUUCAAUUUGAAGAACUUGGUUUAGCUCAUUUAAUUAUUCGACCAAAAGAAUACACAUUUACAUAUUGUGACGGUUCAUGUUCAGACUUAACUCUUCAACAAGGAUCACUCCAUACAUUUUUACAAGCAAUGAUUAGUAAAAAGAAUAGUCAUGUACGUCAUCCAACUUGCGUCCCUUCACAAUAUGCUGAUGAUAAUUUUCUUCUUCGACAAACUAAUGGUGAUUUACAAAUCUAUCCUGUUAAAGAUAUUAUUGUGAAACAAUGUGCUUGUCUGUGA